UCAAUCAUUCCUUGCUAGAUAUUUUACAUGUUAGUGUCUUAUUUCAAUAAAGUGCUUUGUUAAAUUUUUCUUUCACGGUAUUAAAGAGGUAGAUAAGCGUUUAUGUUACCAUACUGGAUACAAAGUUACAUGUUAAAUUGUAAACGAAUCUAUUACAUGACACAUUAAGAUAAGCGGGAGCGUACAUGCAUUUGAUAAAGUAAUGACAGAAAUAACCAGACAGAGGGCUAAAGGUUUUAAUUUAUCGGCGGGAAAGAGACAAGCCAUAAUCACAAGAUUACUUUGCAAAGCUAAAAUUAAAAGCUGAUGUAACAUUGAAAGCGAAGCCAUAAUGGCAACAAACAACACAAUUCUGUGUGUACCAUGCAAAUCGCGUGGUGUUUCUUUAACAUCUGUGAAGUACUGUAAAACUUGCAAAGAGCCAUUAUGUAAAUGUUGUGCAGAAUGUCACAAAACAUUUAAAGCAACGAAAGAUCAUGAAUUGACUCAAUGUGUGGAGCAAAAGUCACUGCUUGCAACUUGUAAUGAUUUAGGAAAUCUUCAGAUGUGUAAUCAACACCCUAACAAACAGACCGAGUUCUAUUGCGCUGGUCAUGAUACAUUGUUGUGCAGCUUCUGUUUGCUUAAAUCAGACAACCACAAGCAGUGUGCAAAAAUAAUCGAAAUAGAUGGUGCCGGGAAGUCCUUUAUUAGCAGCCACUUUACGGACAAUGUCAUAGACGCAUGCCAAAAGACUUUCGAAUCAACAGAAAAUACCAUAACUGAAAUUGAAAAAGCUAACGAAUGUGCAAGUAAAAGUAUAGACGCUUUGCGGUGCGAAAUCGAAGGCAUUCGUUCAAAAAUGCUUGAAGCAUUUGAUCGUCAAACAAACCAUAUAAUGCAGUCAGUUUCUGGUGACUUUCUAGACAAUAGUACUAAAUGUAAACAGGCGAUAAAGAAUCUAGAGAACUUUGAAAAGAGAGUCAAAGAAAGUGAAACAAUUUUUAAGAAUGCCGUUGAAAAUGGAGCAACAGCUGACGUGUUUAGAGGCGUAAUAUCUGUUCUUGGACAGUGUGAGCAUUUCCAGAAAGAAAUAGAACAGACAGAACGACUUUGUUCACGGCAGAAAGUUACAUUUGAAAGGUCUGACCUUGUCCAUGCCUUAGUUGUAGACCAAAAUCCAUUACUGCUCUGCAACUUAGACAAAGCUGAAUUGAAACUGCCAAACAGUCACCCAGGUCGACUAAAAAGUGAUUUCAGAAACCACAUUGCUUUAAUACCAAAUGACAUUGUUUCAAAGGACACAGAAGGGCAACGCGAUAGUAUCGUAGAAAGUCAAUCUAGUCCCGAAAGUCUGUCUUCAAGGUUAACUCACGAUUUAAAAACUUCAAGCAGUGAUGCUGAAAUAGAGGAAGAAUUUGGUGGUUCAGCAUCUGUCAAGAAGCAUCAGUCAUUUCUUAAUAUUGAAGUCUCGUAUAGCAGAAGCUUCGACGUAGAACUGUCCGAAGACGCGAACCCUUGGUUUGGUGGUAUCGUGUGCCUUCCAGAUGAAAGACUUAUCUUGUCUGACUAUAAUAAUAAACGAAUAAUCAUGGUUAGAAAUGACUCUAUCAUCUCAGAAAAAGAAAUUGAACUCAAACCUGGAAAUCUAACUCUUUUCAACCAAUACUUGGUAGUUUGCCUUAUGAAGAAAAACAAAUUGCUGAUUAUGAAGAUAAAAGAGAAUGACCUGAAAGAGUACAGCUAUUUGCAAACUCGAUAUCAUCCAAAAUAUGUGCAAACCGUUGAUCAUGAAAGAAUACUUGUUUCAUCUCAACAAAGAAAUGGAGAAUGGUAUCUGGAUCUGAUGAAAUUGCAAGGACAGAAGUGGCGUAGCACCAGAAUUAAUGUUGAACUCACAGGCAGUUACGAUGGAUAUAAGCUCGCUGUUCAACAUGUCCCAGAUCUACAGGGUUUUCGAAUUAUUCAAUGCUGUGAGGACUCAGACACAGUGCAGUGUUAUCAUGAAUCCGGUGGACCAGCUAUAUUUCAGUACGAAGCUGAAAAUACGUCGUCAGUGAUAACCGAUCACUUCGGAUACAUAUUUAUAACCAGGCACCCAGGGGAAGUGCAAGUCCUGGCUCCAGACGGAACCUAUGUCACAUGUAUUCAUCGAAAUGCAAUGCAACGGAUAAAGUUUUCAGCAUUUAACAAAUCAAUGGAUAAACUGUUUAUAACAACCUACAAGGAUUCGAUGAUACAUGUUUUAGAUGUUAAAAGAGAAGAAUAUGUUUAAAAAUAACUGCUCUAUUGCAAAUCUAUUAAAAUUGUCCCUUUUGAAAUAGUAAGGGCAGGAAUCAUUUUGAGAACAACAUUUGCCUGAAUUACGAACAUGAUGGUUUAGUGGCUAUUUUAGCAUCGGGUACAGCGAAAGUAGAUAACAUGGUAGAUCUUUUCGUGGUCAUAUGUUACAUUCCCGCGUUGGUUACACGUUAAGAACACUGACUUUUUGAGGUGCAUCAGAGUGAACGUUUAAGGAAUUACUGAUUUCUAUAUCCAUCAUAUUUAUUCUUUAACUUACUCUAGCACUGUUCGUUAUUUCACCACAGUGCAAUAUCUCCGGCUCAGACAUCGUUGGAAAUAUGGGAUUUUGUUUGUUGUAGAAACACUGUUGCUCUAGAGAUGAUUGCGUUUUGAAAGUGUUGUUACUAGACGCUACACUGUUCAUGUCUUAAUAUAGGUUACACUAUACAUAAUUUUAUAGAGGUUACAUUGUAUAUUUUCUAUAGAUGUUACACUGAACAUAUUUUAUAGAAGUUACACCGUUUUUAUUUUUAUAAAGGUUACACAGUACAUUUUAUAUAUGUUAUACUGUACACAUUUUACAGUGGUUACACUGUACAUAUCUCCAAAAAAGAGGUUACACAUUUUUAUAAAGGUUACACUGUACAUUUUAUAUAUGUUCUACUGUACACAUUUUACAGUGGUUACACUGUACAUAUCUCUAAAGAGGUUACACAUUUUUAUAAAGGUUACACUGUACAUAUUUGUAUAGAGGUUACACCGUCCAUUUUAAUAGCGGUUAAUAUAAUGUACAAAUUGUUUAUAAAGGUUACACUGUAAAUAUUUUGAAGAGGUUGCACUGUACAUGCUUUUAUAGAGACAACACUGUACAUUUAAUAGAUGUUACACUGUACAUUUUAUAGAAAUUACACUGUACACACUUUUAUAGAGGCUAAACUGUACAUUUUAUAGAUGUUACACUGUCCAUAGUUUGUUUUUAUCAAUAACACGUAAUCAAGCAUAUAUGUUCUAACAUGUAGAUUAUAAUGUAAAACAAAUAUGUGCAUUUUUUAAAUGAUGCUUUUCAAUAUUUUUUUAUAUUUUAUCGUAUUUUAAACCGUACCAUAAUUCAUGAUAUCUUGGUUUAGUUUUGAUUUACUAUUACCGGAAUCGUAGACAGAGCGCUUCGGAACUUGCCAACGUUGUCCAUUAAACUUUGGAGGUGAAUACAAGUGAAGUAGUGGUAGCAAAUGAUUGAUGGAGAAAUUGAUAAAUGGAAAUCAAAAGAAAGAGUAUUUACUAGAAAGGGUAGAUAGAAGUUUAGAACCUAUAGAAUGUUUAAGUCUGUCUUUUAGACUGAAAAUUAUGUAAAACAACAUUUACCAUUUCAUUUCGUAGAGCUGUGGCUUUAUUUAGGUGUUAUGUACCGCAAGUUCGACUAGUAACUGGGAGGUAUGGAAACUGUUUUAACUUUAUAAAUCUUUAUGAAGUCUUAAAACGUGUUUUCUUACACUGUCCUCAUGGACGAAUUGUAUGCAUCUAUCAGAACUAUUGAUAGUCAUUAUGACAAGCUAUCUGGUGUACAGAAACUACAUACUCUGCAAACCGUGGAGCAGCUGCUUUAACAUCUGAAGACAUUUACUGUAGAUAGUAAGUAUAUUAUUUAGAGGGACUGUCGUAUUUGAUAUGUACUAAAAGGGUAUUGUAAAUCUGACAACAUAUAUCAAAUUUGAUUUGACGUGAAAAAUCAGUUUUGAACCAUUUUUAUAUGUAUUAUUUUAAUCAUUUGAACUGGUCUGAUUUUUUAAAAUUUAUCGAGGUAUUGUCGUCACAUGAUCGGCGUUGGUUAAGGUCGACUUUUCUUGAAUUUUGUAAGAGCAAUAGCUUUGAAACUUUGCAGACGUGUUACUGUUUAGGUUGUGAGGUCACACGUACAUCCAAUCCAUAACAAUUUCUGGUCUGUAUAACUUCUGGCCGCAGGAUAUCUUUCGACAUGACAUUAGAUUGGUAUGUAGACAGACCAAGAACCAUUGCCCCGACUUACAUUUUGUCAGAGUUGUGGCCCUUUAUGUAUUUAGGAAUUAGAAUUUCCUGUAAACAAUCAUUAGAUUAAUAUGUAGGUCAAGUACCACAACUCUCUCUUGCAUUUUGUCAGAAUUAUGGCCCAUUUUAAAUUUAGAAAUUUUACUUUUCUUGAAUACUAGAGUCUCGAAACUUUAUACAUUUUAUUUUCAUCAAUUAAGCAAGGAACCUUAGAGUUUUGUAGCAUGUUGCCUUAUGUCAAGCACUUUCAGAUGAAGGCUGGUAUCCGAAAGCGGUGCCCUUGUUACACAAACUUGUAAAAGUAAAGUCAAGGUAUGCAUUUUGGAUCUCAGUGUAUUGAUACACAUUUCUAGUUGUUUACAUAAGGAUCGAUUUACAACAUAGUACCUUAAUAUAAUAUACUUUUAAAAUAACAAUGACCUGUAUCGCUGUUCUCAAUAAUGUUGUUCAGAAAUACCCUAAUGAAUUGUAUGGAUAUGCAGACGACCAUAAAAUAGCUUUCAGAAUUCAAGCUGGAAAUGUGCAGAAUGAGACAAGUGUUCUUCAACAACUAAAUGAAUGUCUUAAUGAUGUGAUAUUGUGGAUGACAAAAUUCAAUUUUGAAAAUGAACAAUUCAAAAACUGGGAUCAUCAUAUAUGGAACUAAUGUGUGAAUGCUGGUGGAUGUACAGUGAAGUGUGUUGAUCAUAAGUAAGAGUUAUUUAUUAAUGUAAGCUAUGCUUUACCCGUCUCUUAUCAUUCUGUUUAGACUGGCAUAUGUACUUUUAUAAGAUUUUAUUAUGUUGUAUGGUGUUAUGCAAGACGAAAACUAUUUGAAAUUGAAUAUAAUUUGAGUUAUGAAAUUUUAUUUGUAUUUUUGUAUGUACGUAAUUUUCACAUUUGUAAGGGAUUAUGACAAAUGUCCUUACAUUUUUACUUUUCUUGCUGAAAUUGCAAAAUAUCUCCAUUACAUAUUUAGAAUUGAAUCCACAAAUGCGCGGUUAGACACUAAAGGGACUUCAGUUCAGUUUGUGGAGAUUUCGAGCCGGUGAUGCGGCUUCGAUACCUUUGAGGAUAUCAAUUGUUAAUAAUAUACGAGAGUUUAAGUACAGUUACCGUACACUAUUAAUUACACAUUUCAUAAUCACUUUUACAGUAUAUAUAUUUUGUUUCUUUUUAUGGAUAUAUAAUUUACAGUUUAUUUCGUUUAUGUGAAAUACAUUACAUUAUGUAUUUAACUUAAACAAUAAAGUUCAGUAUAAAAAA
Molecule: messenger RNA, 5529 nt
Organism: Mercenaria mercenaria
Lineage: Eukaryota; Metazoa; Mollusca; Bivalvia; Venerida; Veneridae
Exons: 2
Coding region: 332-2254 (640 amino acids)
Molecular function (GO): zinc ion binding
Source: RefSeq, a predicted model, not a curated record